This is a messenger RNA of Passer domesticus (house sparrow), 456 nucleotides long. Its product is annotated as heat shock factor protein 5-like. Gene Ontology annotation, molecular function: sequence-specific DNA binding; DNA-binding transcription factor activity. The record is from RefSeq and is a predicted model, not a curated record. The transcript has a single exon. Gene Ontology annotation, biological process: regulation of DNA-templated transcription. The annotation marks the transcript as partial. NCBI's taxonomy places the organism in Eukaryota, Metazoa, Chordata, Aves, Passeriformes, Passeridae.
AUGGCGGAGCUGCCGCUGCCCGCCGGGCUCAGCGCCAGCGCCUUCCCCGCCAAGCUGUGGCGCCUGGUGAACAGCCCCCGCGUCCGCUCCGUGCGCUGGGACAGCCGGGCCCAGGGGCUGCUCGUCCACCGCUCCCUCUUCGAGCGGGAGCUGCUCGGCCCGGGCCCCGCCCCCGGGGGCGGUGGCGCUGGGGCGGGGCCGGUGCCGCGCCCCUUCAGGGCCACGCAGUUCAGCAGCUUUGUGCGGCAGCUCUACCGCUACGGCUUCCGCAGGGUGCCGGGCUGGCUCGGCGCGGCUGCGCCGGGCGAUGCCGGGGGCUGGCUGCACUUCAGCAGCCCCUGCUUCCGCCGCGACCGCCCCGACCUUCUGCUCCGCCUCCGGCGCCGGAGCGCGGCCGACAGGCGGCGGCCGGCGGCGGGCCGGGAGGGCCGCAGGCGCCCGCCCUGCGGCUCCCGG